GGGAAACACUAAUUACCGACAAAGAAGUUAUUUACAUAUGUCCUUUCAAUGGCCCCAUUAAGGGAAGAGUUUACAUCACAAAUUAUCGUCUUUAUUUAAGAAGUUUGGAAACGUUCUUGCCUUGAGUUCCUUCUCUGACUUCCCUUCAUGAUGGACUGUAAUCUUCAAAGUGAAAUGAAGCCUUUCCUCCCCAGGUCGCUUUUAGUCAUUGUGUUUAUCGCAGCAAUAGAAAGUAAACUUGCACAGGACCCAUGACAGAGCUAUCUUUGAACAUUGAAGUGCCUUUCUGUGGACGAAUGUUUAUAUUUGGUUUGUUCAGUUUCCAGGAAUCUUAUAGGUAUAGAUUGAGAUGCUUGCUGCUAAUAUAUAAGAAUUAUCAAAAAAAUAGAAUUAAAGCUAUGUCACAGGCCUUUUCACCUUAGAGACUCCUGGCUUGUUGACUAGCCAUGCAUAUUUGGUUUCAUUUUAUGCUGCCCUUGAUAAUGAAUUGGAGAAAUUAUUCAAAUUGUGGUGACAUGACAAGGCUGUCUAUAUUGUAUGGUUUUGACUACAUAAAACAAUAAAAAUUUUUCUAGAGAAGAGUCCAUAGGGAAUAUAUAUGAAAAGCUUCAAUUCUUUGGUUAACCAGAGCAGGAUUAUAUACAUACUCUAUUUUUUUCUCAUUUGUUGGUACUUCUCAAAAUACCUAAAAUGAGUAUGUAUCACUUUUAUAAUUAAAAAAAAACACUUAGCAAGCUUAUUAUGUAGACUUUAUACUAUUUGUUUUGAAAAUAUUUCCAAUUGAAAUAGAAUUAUAUCCCUUCCUCAUUUUCUUCUUUUCAGACCUUCCCAGUUACUCUUCCACAAAUUCCUUUCAUGUUCCCCACUCUCAAGUUGAUAACCUUCUUUUGUCUUAUUAUAUUUGCUGAACAUACAUGUAUAUGUAUAUAUCCAUUGAUAUUCUAUUGUUUCAGUCUUGUUCAUGCAGCUAUUUCUACAGAGACUGUUUCACAGAAGACUUCCAGGAUUCUGCUCUAAUACUUGAUGUUCCUCUGGGUGUGAUAUCAAGAAUUGAAAAAAUGGGAGGCGCGACAAGUAGAGGAGAAAAUUCCUAUGGUCUAGAUAUUACUUGUAAAGAUUUGAGAAACCUGAGGUUCGCAUUGAAGCAGGAAGGCCACAGCAGAAGAGAUAUGUUUGAAGUCCUCACAAGAUAUGCCUUUCCUCUGGCACACAGUCUGCCAUUAUUUGCAUUUUUAAAUGAAGAGAAGUUUAAUGUGGAUGGGUGGACUGUUUAUAAUCCAGUUGAAGAAUACAGAAGGCAGGGCCUACCUAAUCACCACUGGAGGAUAACUUUUAUUAAUAAGUGCUAUGAACUCUGUGACACAUACCCUGCUCUUUUAGUGGUUCCCUAUCAGACCUCAGAUGAUGAUCUCAGGAGAGUUGCAACUUUUAGAUCCCGAAAUCGGAUUCCUGUACUGUCAUGGAUUCAUCCAGAAAACAAGAUGGUCAUUAUGCGCUGCAGUCAGCCUCUUGUCGGUAUGAGUGGUAAAAGAAACAAAGAUGACGAGAAAUACCUGGAUGUGAUCAGGGAAACUAACAGACAAAUUUCUAAGCUCACGAUUUAUGAUGCACGACCCAGUGUAAAUGCAGUGGCCAACAAGGCAACAGGAGGAGGAUAUGAAAGUGAUGAUGCAUAUCAUAACGCCGAACUUUCUUUCUUAGACAUUCAUAAUAUUCAUGUUAUGCGUGAAUCUUUAAAAAAAGUGAAAGACAUUGUUUAUCCCAACAUUGAAGAAUCUCAUUGGUUGUCCAGUUUGGAGGCUACUCAUUGGUUAGAACAUAUCAAGCUUGUUCUGACAGGAGCCAUUCAAGUUGCAGACAAAGUUUCUUCAGGGAAGAGCUCAGUGCUUGUGCACUGCAGUGACGGAUGGGACAGGACUGCUCAGCUGACAUCCCUGGCUAUGCUGAUGCUGGACAGUUUCUACAGGAGUAUUGAAGGCUUUGAAAUAUUGGUACAAAAAGAGUGGAUAAGUUUUGGACAUAAAUUUGCAUCUAGAAUAGGUCAUGGUGAUAAAAAUCAUGCUGAUGCUGACCGAUCUCCUAUUUUUCUCCAGUUUAUUGACUGUGUGUGGCAGAUGUCAAAACAGUUCCCCACAGCUUUUGAGUUCAAUGAACGCUUUUUGAUUACGAUCUUGGAUCAUCUGUAUAGCUGUCGAUUUGGUACUUUCUUAUUUAACUGUGAAUCGGCUCGAGAAAGACAGAAACUUACAGAAAGAACAGUUUCUGUAUGGUCGCUAAUUAAUAGCAAUAAAGACAAAUUCAAAAACCCCUUCUAUACAAAAGAAAUCAAUCGGGUUUUAUAUCCAGUUGCCAGUAUGCGCCACUUGGAACUGUGGGUGAAUUACUACAUUCGAUGGAAUCCCAGAAUCAAGCAACAACAGCCCAACCCAGUUGAGCAGCGUUACAUGGAGCUCUUGGCCUUGCGUGAUGAAUAUAUAAAGAGGCUUGAGGAAUUGCAGCUUGCCAACUCUACCAAGCUUUCUGACCCCCCUGCUUCGCCUUCCAGUUCCUCACAGAUGAUGCCUCAUGUGAAAACUCACUUCUGAGGGGAUCACUGGCACUGCACUUGAGCUCUAGAUAAGUGAAAUAGUUGACUUUCAUUUUGGGCAUGUGUACAAAGUAGAUUUAAAAUAUCUGCCUCCAUUUAGAAGUUAAACUAACAUCUUAGACUCUUGAGUAUGUGCCUUCUGUAAUACAUAUUACAAGAAAUCUACGGUGUCUGUGUGGCAAUUCGAAGAAAGGAGUCGAGUGGGUUCUGGAAAAUCCUCACAAUUUUUUACAAAGCACUUUUACUAGGAUAAAAAUUUAAAUUUAAUUUACCUCUAUAUAAAUGCUACAUAUACAAUAUGUAUUUUGUGGGCUUAAUUGAAACAUUAUUUUAAAUCCAGGGGGGAAAUGUGUUUGUAAAAUGGAUUUUACUACAGCUGCUUAUAACAGUUGCUCUGGAUUAUCUAAAAUGAAUCCAAAUGUGAAAGUUGGGUAUUACUGCCAAAGCCAAAUUGCACUCUGCUUCCUCGGCUGAUUCCAAGAGCAAGGCAUUGAAAUAAUUGCUAAUUUUUAUACCACCAUAAGUGGUAAUGUAAGAAAAAAAGAUGAGCAUUUCAUCAUUUUGAAAUUUUGAAAAUAAAAGGUUCUCCCAUCAUUUUUCCAAGAGAAACAUAUUUUUAUAUUUUUUUUUAAAAGUGAUGUGGUUUGAUUUUUCUCCUUAACUUUGCCAGCUUUGCUUUCUAAAUUCCCCCAUGAGCUUGUCUAACACUGAGUCAUGCUCAGGUUGAGGCAACCCCCAAAUAUAGCACUGUGUGAGGAUGUCAGCUGCCUUCUGCUGCUUAGGUAAAUAUUUUUGCAAACACACCUCUAGUCAGUGCAGCUUAUCUGCCAAAGUGUAGGUUUUACCGUCUUGGAUGGAUGAGCUAUGGCUAGAGCAUCUUUCUUUAAAAUAAUGCCCCAGGUGUACAUUUUUUAGUGUAUUCUUAAAAGUAUUCUGUUUAUGUAUCUCUGUUUAAAUGGUGUUGGGUUCCUCCUCCAUGUGCAUGUAUAAAAACUGGCUCUGCACAUUGUUACUUGAAAUACUGGGCAGUUUAUUUUUUCAUUUUGUUUUAUAGUAUGAAGUGAAAUUUUAAAUGCACAGUUCUAUUUGAUAUCUGAACUAAUUCAUUUCAUAAAUAUAUUUGUAAAAGCUAAAGCUAGAGCUAAAGCAAUUAAUGUUUUACAGUAAUUUAUAAAGAUUAUUUAUAGCUAAUAUGGUUUUGUUUUCAGUGAAUUAAGAGAGAUUAAAUUUAUCAUUGUAAAUUAUUAUAUGUCUUAGCUUACCAGUUUACCCAAUAAGACAUCUCAAAUAUAGUAGUGUAAUGUAUGAACUUUGUAAGUAUAAAAAAGUAUUAGAUAUUCUUUUGCUUUUUGUAAAUGCUGUAAAUAUUUCAUAAAUUAAAAAAGUGUCACUCUAUAAAAAGAAAAGAAUGCUAUUACUAAUAGUUCAAAGGACUUUGUAAAAUUUCAUGAAAACAUUUUCAUGACAAAAAAUAUUAAAGAACUGCUGUAAUAAAUGUAUUAAAUAAAACCUAACAAUUUCCAGGG
Messenger RNA from Peromyscus californicus insignis, 4113 nucleotides. It is a transcript of the gene Mtm1, whose product is annotated as myotubularin 1. Gene Ontology annotation, biological process: negative regulation of autophagosome assembly; muscle cell cellular homeostasis; dephosphorylation. The transcript has 14 exons. Lineage: Eukaryota; Metazoa; Chordata; Mammalia; Rodentia; Cricetidae. Gene Ontology annotation, cellular component: plasma membrane. The record is from RefSeq and is a predicted model, not a curated record. The coding region runs from base 915 to 2585 and encodes 556 amino acids. Gene Ontology annotation, molecular function: phosphatidylinositol-3,5-bisphosphate 3-phosphatase activity.